AUGCUGCGUCCUCGUCUCCUGGCGCUCCGUCACUCGCGCGCCUUCACCUCCUCCUCCUCCCUCGCAAAGCCCAAGCCAUCCACUCUCCCUACCACUACUACCACUAUCACUCCGACUUCAACUUCGACUUCGACUUCAUCUACGGUAUUGUCAACCGCCUUCUCACGCAUCCAGGCUUCCUCCCUCGGCCGCGCCCUGCUCUGGUACGGCGACAAGCAGAAGAAAAGACCCUACUGGACGCAGUUCUUCAGCACCGUCGUCAUCUUCCUUCUCUCCGACUUUAGCGCCCAGCUGCUCGUCCCCUGGAUCACCAACGACACCACUCACGAUGACCAGCAAAAGACACAAUCAGGAGAUAACGCAGAGGCAGCGAAGGGGAUUCUAGAAAAUGACAGGUUCAUGUUCGUCCACAACAACUUCAACUACGCCUCCAAGUUCCUCUCGAUAGCAACCAAAGUCGUCCUCUCGCAGGUCAUCUACGCGCCCCUCUUCAACGUCUACUUCUUCUCCGCCCAGUCGCUGCUGUCCGGCGCCAGCUGGGCGGAAACCCUCCAGCGUCUGCAAGUAACCCUGCCCGUCAGCAUCGUCAACAGCGCGAAGAUCUGGCCGGCCGUGUCGGCGUUUAUGUUUCUGUACAUCGAUCCGGCGUUCAGGGCCAUAUUCGCGGGCACUAUCGCACUGGGGUGGCAGACCUAUCUCUCCUGGCUGAACCAGCUUGCUGCAAAGGAACUCGGCAGGCAGCAACAUCUCCUUCUCUCGUUCAUCAACUCAACUCUGCUAUCUAUGUCGUCCUCCUCCUUCGACUUCCUCGAGGGCUGGACAAGCGAUGACAGCCACAGUCUCUCCGCCAGCGAGUCGGAGCUCGACAUCUCGCCCGACGAGGCUCUCCUGCUCGCCGACCUUAUCGCCUCCGUCGCCGAUAAGCCGGCAUCCUCUGCUACAGCCUCGAGCCAGCAUCAUCACCAGGCCGCCCCAGACAUAGAAGACCAUGAAUACCUGCGUCUGGCGCUGGAGGAGACCUUUCUCCCGGACGACGAUAGCAUCCCGGACCAGGAACAUCAGCAUCAGACUACAGCCCGCAACCCCAUACAACUAGACCAACCCAAAGACGCAGAUAAAGACAAUGCAGAUGGGAACAAUGGAGAUAGAGACAGAGACAGUGAUGUCUGUGAAGAGAAAGACUCUCGCACACCCCUCGAACGCUUCAGACGACCCCCCAUGAAAGGCCUGUCAGUCUCCGACCUCGUCUCCCCGGCCUGGUGCGAGCUGCAGUACACAUAUACCCUCCUCCACGGGCCCAAGCAGACCACGCCCGCCAUGAAGCGCGGCACAGUCGUCCACCAGAAGCUCGAGAACGAAGUACACACCUCCGUGCCCGUGACCGUGCUCAGCAAGGAAGACGCCUGGGCCCUGCGCAUCUGGAACGUGAUAUACGCCCUUCGCACGCUGCGAGAUACCGGUAUCACACGCGAAAUGGAGGUCUGGGGGAUGCUAGACGGGGAGAUCGUGACGGGCGUGAUCGAUUGUCUCUCUCGCGACCGCCCUACUACACAUGCUGAUCUGCAUCCCUUGCCCGCGCCGUACUCUGGGGUCCGCUCGACUAAACGACUGCAUAACACGCGCGCUGGAUGGGCGUUCGAGCACAUCGGGCAGAAUAUUAUACCACUGUGCGAGGAAGGGGGUAUAUAUAUUACUGAAGUCAAGACGAGAGAUGCGGCGAGGACCGGUACGAGGCUACCUGCGCUUGACUCGCCUUCUUUCAGGCCUGCGCGCAUCCAGUUACAGCUUUAUUACCAUUUCUUGACCCGCAUGGUGGAAUCAGAGGAUGUCAGCGUGUUUGAUAUUGCGGAGAGGUAUGGGCUGAAGCCUCAUGCCCCGCUGUCGGACGCCUUUCUGGCGCAGGUCGGCAGCAUCAACGACGAUUACUUUGAGAACGAGGCUUGUUCGUGGAGUCAAUCGAGGCCCGACGAAGGAGGGGAUGGAGAUGCUAGUUCCAUCGGUGAUAGACUGGAUUCGCUGACGGUGCUACUGAAUCAUAACUCGCUGUCGAAUCUGUGGGAUCUGCUCAAGGAGAAUCUCAGACUGACCUUUUUACGGCCAUCUACGUCUGCUUCUACCUCUACGUCUACUUCUACUGCUGCAGGGGAUAACCAGGUGACGCUGCUAUCGCCUAUACUAACAGUGUCAUACAUGGCUCAGGACAGACCAACCGCAGACACGGAAAGGGAGCCAGAAAAUACAGAAUCAAAAGAAGAGGUACCAACUGAUGCAGAAUCAGGAUCAAACACGCCCACCCCGUCAGAAACCCACAGCCACAACUACACACAACUAGGCACACGCUCGUUCAUCUUCGACCCGGACUCGCUCUACCCCUAUCUGAUCGAGGGCUUGGCCUGGUGGCACGGCCGACGGCCUGCUCACGCCAUCCCCGACUCGCAGGCUUGGAAGUGUCAGUCCUGUGACUUCAGGGGGACCUGCAGCUGGCGCCGGCAGCGGUUCGAGAUGCACAUGCAGAAGAUCCGGGAGAGGGGCAACAGCAACAGGUAG
Trichophyton benhamiae CBS 112371 is the source of this 2547-nucleotide messenger RNA. RefSeq lists its product as uncharacterized. Gene Ontology annotation, molecular function: single-stranded DNA 5'-3' DNA exonuclease activity. The transcript has 4 exons. The record is from RefSeq and is a predicted model, not a curated record. NCBI's taxonomy places the organism in Eukaryota, Fungi, Ascomycota, Eurotiomycetes, Onygenales, Arthrodermataceae. Gene Ontology annotation, biological process: interstrand cross-link repair. Gene Ontology annotation, cellular component: nucleus; membrane; mitochondrion. Bases 1 to 2547 code for a protein of 848 amino acids.